This is a messenger RNA of Planococcus citri (citrus mealybug), 1486 nucleotides long. RefSeq names its product mpv17-like protein 2. The transcript is spliced from 4 exons. NCBI's taxonomy places the organism in Eukaryota, Metazoa, Arthropoda, Insecta, Hemiptera, Pseudococcidae. Gene Ontology annotation, cellular component: membrane; cytoplasm; mitochondrion. The record is from RefSeq and is a predicted model, not a curated record. The coding region runs from base 90 to 611 and encodes 173 amino acids. Gene Ontology annotation, biological process: mitochondrial ribosome assembly; cellular response to reactive oxygen species.
UUAAACUGAACAAAAACAGUAAAAACAUAACCUUGUACUAUGCGAACGUUUAUUUUAACGCGCAAAUUUUUUCUACCACCUAUAACAUCAUGAAAGUUUUACAAUUUAUUAAUAAUGUUUUCGCGAAACAUCCCCUAGCAUGUAAUACAGUUAGUAGUGCUGUGAUAAUGGCAACCGGCGAUGCCAUCAUACAAAAAAUGACCCAAACAGAGAAUGAGAAGCUCCAAUGGGAAAGAACAGAAAAAAUGGGAUUUGUUGGCGGCAUGUUGGGACCUAUACAGUUCUUCAUUUAUAAAAAUUUGGACAAACUAUUUCCCAGAACAGAUAACAAGACGGUGUUUAGAAAAAUCAUCGUUGAUCAGAGCUUAUCCGCACCCAUUUUCAUAUGUGCCUUCUUUUUCCUUUGCAAUUUAUGGGAAAAGAAACCGGAACAGAGUUUCGAUGAAAUAAAAGAUAAAUUCAUAGACGUUUAUAAGGUGGAUUUAAUGAUAUGGCCAGCCGCUCAGUAUGUCAAUUUUACUUACGUACCGCCACAAUUUAGAGUCAUGUAUGUGAGCGGUAUUACUGUUGUUUACUCUGCUUUCUUAUCUUACAUGAAACAUAAACAUUAAACAUCAGAGGAUUGAUUUUUGAGAAAUGAAGUUCCAAGUUUCAUUUUCGUGCCAUGUCAUACCAUGUCAGUUUGAUGAACUAAUGCAAGAUGCUUAAUAGUAAUUCAGAUGUGAUACCUUUAAUUACCUAUUUAUAUUUUCAAGAGAAUGGAAAUGUAAGAACGAUUGAAUUGUCUUUUUGGAGCUAGCGAGAUGAAGCUGUGGCUAUGAGUUGGUAUUGUCGAGAUAUUACGAUUAUCGUCAAAGUCUUGAAUCUCUAUGUGGAAUCGGGCCACUUUUUCUUAUUUAAAUCUACUUUGACCAUUUUUAUGAUACAUAGACCAUAUUGUAUAGGCGAAUGAGAGCGUCCGAAGAAGAAAUCAACCCCUCUCCACCACUUUUAUCGCUUUCUCAAAUAUUCAAUUAAAAAAAAAAAAAAAAAAAAAAAAACGAACCUGAGGACGUAUGGCAGUGAAGAUGUAGGCUGGAGACGAGGAGGCAAGAAAUUUUAUACUUAUGUAUUUUUCAAGUUACAACUUCUAUUGUUACAUACCUAUUCGGAAAAGUUCUUACAUAUGCAAGCACCUACAAUAUGACCUAUGUUUUGUCAAAAUUGGAGAAGUAGAUUUUAAAUUGAAAAUAUAAAACUAUUUUUGAGGAAAAGUUGCCUUACUCAGGAACCACUCAAGGUAGAAGUCUGAAAUUUUGAUGAUCUAAUUAAGUAUCUCGAUAGAACCUACAUACCUUCUCGCAUCCCAAGUUUCGUUUUUCCACUCGCUAGCUCUAAACGGCAAUUUCAUCUCACCAUUUUUAUUCUUAAUUAUGUUCUUGAAUAAAUUUACUGUUUUGUUAUUGAAUAAAGUUUUAUUUCUUUUGUUACCUCCUAGAUGAGGAAA